CCCAAAUAAACCACAUUAUCAAAUUUGGACAGUCCAACAGCGAUUGUAGCCGGUCCUUUCCCCGCUUACCGAGCAGUAAAACAACAACCAAAAAAUGAAAUUCCUGUGGUUCAUCACCUUCCUGCUCGCGCUCGUCGGCAUGAUUGCGGGUGACGCCUGCCCGAAAGGCUUCAAGUCGCAGAACAACAAGUGCGUUACGCAGCGCCCGGUGCACGGCGACUGCCCGAAGGGAUCGACCUACAGCGCAAAGGUUAACCUGUGCGUCCACAACUAGAAAUAAAGCUACCGUACAGGAGUAAUA
This is a messenger RNA of Anopheles arabiensis, 301 nucleotides long. RefSeq lists its product as uncharacterized. The record is from RefSeq and is a predicted model, not a curated record. NCBI's taxonomy places the organism in Eukaryota, Metazoa, Arthropoda, Insecta, Diptera, Culicidae. The transcript is spliced from 2 exons. Bases 95 to 274 code for a protein of 59 amino acids.